AUGUGCACACAGCUAAACAUCCAUAGAAAACUCCAGGAUGUGCACACAGCUGAACAUCCAUGGGAACAGGUCGCAUCUCCAGGGUUCCCCCAGAACUUCCCAUACAGCCACGCUGCACGACCACCACACCAGCGAAGUCAAUCGCCGAUGCUCACAUUCACAACUGCAACAUUAAGUUUAUAUGAGAGUCAGAAAAGUUUCGUCGUCAUAUGA
Molecule: messenger RNA, 213 nt
Organism: Leptosia nina
Lineage: Eukaryota; Metazoa; Arthropoda; Insecta; Lepidoptera; Pieridae
Source: the annotation of a GenBank genome assembly